UUAAUAUAAUAUAGCAAUAUAAAAGUUAAAUAUUCCUCCAGCUCUCAGAUUUUAUGGUAUUAUCUUGGAAUGCAACUAUGUUUCAUGUGUAUUCUGCCCCUCCAAAAUGGUCAUGAGCCAGAGCAAAGCUUCACACACUAAGGUACUCCCCUGACAUCAAUCUAGCUGAAUUAAGACAUGGCAACUAUUGACAGGUCAACAAUCAGCAGACCAUGGGAGCAGGAGCAACUGUGCCAUGGUGGAGAUAUUUUACUAUUUGUCACUCUUACAGAUGACAAUUAAGAAUUUACCACUGGACUCACAUAUCAUAGACGCAUGAGGGCUCACAUGUCAUACACUGCGAGUGACAAAUCCUUAAUUGCCACAUCUUAAAAGUGGUGAAAAGUCAGAUUAUAAAUUGAACAGAGCAAACAAAGCAGAAGAACUCGACUCUAGGGUGACUAUUGAAAGGAAGAAGGGGAGGAAGAGUGAGGAGAACUGAAGGUGGCUACAGAAAAAAAAAGUGCAGGCAGCUGAUCGAGCACAACAUGUCCAGCACCACCAGCUCUCGCCUCUUGCCAAUGCCAAUGUAUGUGUUUAUUACCCGGUAGAUCUGUAUAUUGUAGAUGCAUGCAUAACUCUGGAUCAGUAUGUUGUGAUUGCCAGCAUGGCUGCAUCUCGACGAGGCGCCCCAGAACGAAUACAGAGGACAGGGCAGAGAAGGAAGCGGGAAUUUUUUUUAUACAGAAGAUGGAUCGCAUGGCAUUACGACAAACCAUGACCACAUGGAUGAAAAAUCAAUGAUUAGCUGAGCCCAGAUCCCAACUUUUUCUCUCCAGUGGAAAGCGGAAGGGAUUAUGCAGGUUUGAGUACAACGUGAAAAUUUCCAGCUUCAGAGUUUAGAGUCGGCUGAACCACGGAAAGCGAAAGACGUCUUCAUAUGUUGGGGAGCUUGAAGUUUGAAAACGUGAAACAAACGAAGUGGUGGAUGUCGAUGGUAUUGGCAGUUUGGCACCCAUUUUCGCAGAGAAUUUCUAGUUAGGUCGGCUCCUCAAAACAUAGCACACGAAUUAUCCACCACAGCCACCAUCGAUCUGCAGCCAGCCAGCCAACCAGGAGAGCCAGGCUGCCAACCAAACAACGAAAGAUAGAAAAGCGUCGCGGCGCGAAGCCUCUCUCCCUCUCUCCUCGCGAUCCGUCCGUGGGAUCUCGCGCUCGCGCACGCCUCUGUAUUGGAAGCCGCAGCCUCCCCCCAGCCAGCCAUGGGUGCCCGCGCGGAUCGCGGCGCGUAGGCAGCCGGAGAGAGAGAGAGAGAGAGAGAGAGAGAGAGAGAGAGAGAGAGGGAGGGAGGGAGAAGACGGCGGGAGAGCAGCGCCACCGCCCGCGCGGCAUGGACCGGAAUGCCGGUUCCUUCGUCGCCAUGCGCCGCCUCUCCGGCGGCUCCUCCUGCCACGACCCCUCGCCGAACACGUACGCGGAGGUCGUGGCGGGGUCGACGGCGUGGAUCGGGAGGGGGUUCUCCUGCGUCUGCGCGCAGAGGAGGGACAGCGACCAGCGCAUCUCCUUCGAUUUGAGCCCCGCUCAGGAGUGUUGUCUGCAGAGAUUACAGAACCGGAUAGAGGUACCGUACGAUGGUUCAAAUGGAGAGCAUCAGGAAGCAUUAAAGACCCUUUGGCAUGUUUCCUUUCCUGGAACUGAACUUUUAGGACUAGUAUCAGACCAGUGGAAGGAGAUGGGAUGGCAAGGGAAAGAUCCAUCUACAGAUUUCAGGGGCGGUGGCUUUAUCUCUUUGGAGAAUUUACUGUACUUUGCUAAGAACUAUACUAAAUCCUUCCAGGAGCUCCUUUGUAAGCAGAAUGGUGAUAGAGCAUUGUGGGAAUAUCCAUUUGCUGUUGCUGGUGUAAACAUUACAUUCAUGCUCAUUCAGAUGCUUGAUCUUCAAGCAGCUAAACCAAGGUCGUUGAUUGGAUCGGUGUUCUUAAAUCUACUUUUAGAAAAUGAUCGAGCUUUUGACAUUCUCUAUUGCAUAACCUUUAAGCUCAUGGAUCACAAAUGGCUUGAAAUGCACGCCAAUUAUAUGGAUUUCAAUGCGGUUAUCAAAUCUACACGACGACAACUUGAGAGGGAGUUACUGCUUGAAGAUAUCCAACGAAUUGAGGACAUGCCAUCGUACAGGUUUCUCGACCGCUAGCAACUGAAUUCUCAGUUUCUCACUUAACCUCGCCACAGGUAGUAAAUCUCAAUAUACAGUCACCUGCAAACCAAGUACAGCGAACUCGAUUCGUGGGGACUCCAGGACCAUGGACGUGUAACGUGUGCCAAAUGGUUUGUGUUUUCACGUUGAAACUGUAACAGGCCUUGUUUGUUUUGGUCUGCUUGUUUAUAAAAGGCACCACUCAGGGUUAACAGGGUAUCUGAUCAGCCGAUGGUUUAACUAGUGUAUGUAGAGUGUCCAGAUUUUCAACGAGAGGGUUUCACAAUGCAGAGCGACAAGUUCUUAGAUUUCUCUGUAAAAAGGAAGAUCAUGUAAGCUAAUCUGAGUCUGAAAUGCUUCCUAGGUCCAUUUUUUUCAUCACUUGAUAUUGUUGAGUGUACGGUGUUGCUAUGUUGUUACCAAGGACCGUAAGGUUAUCGUGUGGUUA
This is a messenger RNA of Oryza sativa Japonica Group (Japanese rice), 2621 nucleotides long. RefSeq lists its product as uncharacterized. The record is from RefSeq and is a predicted model, not a curated record. Lineage: Eukaryota; Viridiplantae; Streptophyta; Magnoliopsida; Poales; Poaceae.